This is a messenger RNA of Glycine soja, 1413 nucleotides long. RefSeq names its product protein OSB1, mitochondrial-like. The transcript is spliced from 4 exons. Bases 24 to 857 code for a protein of 277 amino acids. Gene Ontology annotation, biological process: mitochondrial DNA replication; positive regulation of helicase activity. Gene Ontology annotation, molecular function: single-stranded DNA binding. Gene Ontology annotation, cellular component: mitochondrial nucleoid. NCBI's taxonomy places the organism in Eukaryota, Viridiplantae, Streptophyta, Magnoliopsida, Fabales, Fabaceae. The record is from RefSeq and is a predicted model, not a curated record.
AUAUGUAAGCAUUGACAAGCUGCAUGCUUCGUCGUCGGAGUAUGAAACCCAAACCCUUCAUCUUCGCCAAGCGCUUCCCAAUUCCGUUGCUUUUUUCUUUUCCAUUUUCUCCGCAACAACAACGUUUUCUCUUCUCCACUCACAAUCGCCACUCCUUCGACGAAGCCGUUCCAGGUUGCAGCGCCGUUUACCAACACGUGCUCAAGUUCCAGCGUCCACCGACCAUUCGGUGGAGCCCGCACCUCGAGAACACCGCUAGUUUCAUCGGCACCGUCGCCCGCGAACCGACGCGCGUUAACUCAACAACCGGUAAAUUCGGAGUUUACACCGUGCUUAAGGUUCCAAAAUCCAACCAAUCAAAUAGCUCCUUUUUCCGGUUGCUUCUGAUGAUGCGGAACAAUGUGGCAAAACUUGCUUCGGAACACUUGAAAUCGAAUGAUUUUAUUCAUGUUUUAGGUUCUUUGGGGUCUUUCACGAAACCUGAUGCCAAUGGAAUCCUUCGAUUGAAUUACAAGUUAGAGGUGAAGGAGUUCGAGUUUGUUGCUCAAAGUUCUGGUUAUCUAGGUGACAAGAAAUUGGAAUCUGUUGAAGCAGAUGCUGGCAUGCAUAAAAAUCAAAAUCGGCUUCACCUUUGGCAAGUGUUUUUUUCCAAUCCAAAUGAGUGGUGGGAUCAAAGAAAGAGCAAGCGAAAUCCAAAACAGCCUGAUUUUAAGCACAAGGAUACCGGCGAAGCUCUGUGGCUAAGUGAGUAUGAUCCUCCAUGGGUUAAAAGACAACUCCAAUUGUUUGACUCAAAAAUUGCUGGAGGAUCUGCAGGUCGUCGUUCACGUGUCACCAACUGGGUUUAUGAUGAGUAGCUGAUAUCAAUAAAAGAAGACGAGUAUGGGUAAUUGAACCUUAUACACGAUAAUUUUGUACUUACUGUUACCAUUUGCAACGAAAUGUACAGCUUAGUGAACUUGGGUAUAAUUUAUGUAAGAGAAUGGAAAUCACUGUGAUUAACGAUGAUUAUAGUGGCGCUAUUCUCUAGGCAAAACAUAUAAGCUGUGAGAAAGCUUAGCUCACUUGAUAAUUACUCAGAAGCUGAAAAGAAUGAAAGGGUUAAAGUUGAUGACUUGAAUUCUUGGUCUAACCUGAAAAGCUUGCGGUGUGGCCAAUUUAGUGAAGAAAUAAUUUUAAACUAUUUUUGGAGUAUGUGGUGGUAGUGGAGAUGUUGGGCUGAUAGGCCCGAGACAAGAGCCCACAACUGAUCCGGGUGGGGAUUUGUGGGCUCCGUCCUGUGAUAUGGAACUUUAUGUUUUUGAGUUAGGAUUUUAUGUACACUAUAAUAAUAGUUCUAUAGUAACUGCUCUUUUUUUUUUUUUGUUUUCCUUGUACCAAUUUUGAUAGUGAAUUAUUUUUUCUUUGACCGUA